This is a messenger RNA of Belonocnema kinseyi, 494 nucleotides long. RefSeq lists its product as uncharacterized. The record is from RefSeq and is a predicted model, not a curated record. The transcript is spliced from 5 exons. The coding region runs from base 1 to 465 and encodes 154 amino acids. Lineage: Eukaryota; Metazoa; Arthropoda; Insecta; Hymenoptera; Cynipidae.
AUGCCAGGGCAUACCGACGUAUUUCAUGUGGAAGGCCAAACUAGUCAUGAUCACGAGACAAAUUAUCUGGAUAAUGUUUCUAGUCCACUUGAUGUUAAUGACAUAGCAGAAGUUGAGAGUCAGUUAAUGGGUAGCAAUGAUCAGACGAUUAGAGGACACAAUUUUUAUUUUUUUCAGGAAACAACUGCAACAGACGCAGAAGUGAUUGAACUGACUAAUUCGACGCAUCCAGUGAUCAUUAUAAAAGGGGGUUCAUUAUAUGAUGAGUUCUGUUGCUGCGCAGUCGUUGUGGAAGAUUUUAUUCUUGUGGAGGGAAGCGAUAUGUUGGAGGGUACUCUCCUGCUUCUUGCAGCACAUUUUUUGUAUGGGAUGAUACUUGACAUAAAACUUACGGAAGAGCAGAAGAGGGAUCAAAAAAGUAUGAAAAGCCGCAAACGAAAAAGGGCUGCUCGUGAUACAAAAUAAAUGCAGAAUGUAACUAAAUUCGGCUCGAU